Pecten maximus is the source of this 811-nucleotide messenger RNA. RefSeq lists its product as uncharacterized. Lineage: Eukaryota; Metazoa; Mollusca; Bivalvia; Pectinida; Pectinidae. Gene Ontology annotation, biological process: cobalamin transport. Gene Ontology annotation, molecular function: cobalamin binding. The transcript is spliced from 6 exons. The record is from RefSeq and is a predicted model, not a curated record. The coding region runs from base 53 to 811 and encodes 252 amino acids.
AGACCACUGAGUACGAUUCGAUAGGAAUACGCAGACAAGGCGGUGUUUCGCGAUGUGCCUUUGCAGAUACAUUGUUCUGUCUGUGGUCGUGUUUUGUUUGAAAUGCUGCAAUGGAAGUGGUCCAAAUGCAGGAGCUAUAAACGUCGGUUCAAGACAAUUGCUCAGUAGUCGUAGGAACUGGGGAUGGGGUUCCUAUUCCAACGCGGAAGCCAUCUUAGGGCUGGCCCUGGCGAAUGAUACGUGGUACAGAAUGGAGGACCCCGAUUCCGUGGCCAGUGUUCAAACUAUGCACAUAGAAUUGUUAGCAGCAUUAUCACGGAGCAACAUGCUGGAAAGCUCCAAAUGGUCCAACGGAAAACUCUCACAAUACAUUAGUGCGGUACAAAUUACCUGUAACAAUGUCAACGACUUCUACGGACAUAAUCUCGUCUACAUUCUUAGUAGACAUAUGCUCCAGAACAGGGAUUACUUUAUGCGCCAAAAAUUUGCUCUCUCUUGGGGUGUUUUGGCAUUAUGUAACGCAAACGAACAUAUCGAUGAGACUUUUAAGAAACUUCUUGGAAAGCCGUCAACAAAUUUCACUUUUGGUGUUGGUGAGGCUGCUAUGACAUUGAUGGCACUGACCUGUAUCAAAGAUAUGACAGGGCAACGAUCGGCUGAAGACUUUAUUGUUCGACAGCUCAGGUCUGGGAUCAGACUAGAGGAAUACACAUCUGGUUUGGCGAUUCAGGCCCUGAGGGCUGCAGGUACAAGGAAUGUAGAUGACCUGCUCAAUACCAUCACCGCAGAUCUAAGGCAAUCAACAAUGUAA